Psilocybe cubensis is the source of this 612-nucleotide messenger RNA. RefSeq lists its product as uncharacterized. Gene Ontology annotation, molecular function: FMN binding; NAD(P)H dehydrogenase (quinone) activity. The transcript is spliced from 5 exons. The coding region runs from base 1 to 612 and encodes 203 amino acids. The record is from RefSeq and is a predicted model, not a curated record. NCBI's taxonomy places the organism in Eukaryota, Fungi, Basidiomycota, Agaricomycetes, Agaricales, Agrocybaceae.
AUGUCUUCACCCAAGAUUGCUAUUGUCAUUUAUUCCAUGUACGGCCACAUCGCACAGUUGGCCGAGGCUGAGAAGGCUGGUAUCGAGGCUGCUGGUGGCAAGGCCACGAUCUACCAAGUCGCGGAGACUCUCCCUCAGGAGGUUCUCACCAAGAUGUACGCUCCUGCUAAACCCGACUACCCUAUCGCCACCGCCGAGACUCUCACCGAAUACGAUGGAUUCAUCUUCGGCAUCCCCACCAGAUUCGGUAAUAUGCCCGCUCAACUCAAGACUUUCUGGGAUACUACUGGACAGCUUUGGGCCAAAGGUGCUCUCGCUGGAAAAUACGCUGGCGUAUUCGUCUCGACCGCUGGUCUCGGAGGAGGACAGGAGUCCACCAUCUUGAACUUCAUCACCACCCUUGCUCACCACGGAAUCCUUUACGUCCCUCUUGGCUACUCUACUGCCUUCGGUCAAUUGACCAACGUCGAUGAAGUUCAUGGAGGAUCCCCCUACGGAGCUGGAACCCUGGCAUCCGGCACCGGUGCCCGUCAACCCUCGAAGCUCGAGCUCGAAGUUGCCACAAUCCAAGGAAAAUCCUUCUACGAGACCCUUUCCAAGGUCAAACUAUAG